AUGCCAUCCGAAGGAGACAAUAAGCGCCAGGCGGCACGUGACGUGAUCGACAUCCUUGAGGACAUCUCCAAGAUUCUGAACACCAAUCUUAACCGCACGGAGCUAUCCCUGUGUGUAUCUCUGAUUGAGAACGGAGUGAAUCCCGAUGCUCUUGCGGCUGUGAUUAAAGACCUGCGUGAAGCCUCAUCUCCCAAGCGUGUUAUGGAGUAA
Penicillium taxi is the source of this 210-nucleotide messenger RNA. Its product is annotated as mitotic-spindle organizing protein 1. Gene Ontology annotation, cellular component: spindle; interphase microtubule organizing center; centrosome. The transcript is spliced from 3 exons. Lineage: Eukaryota; Fungi; Ascomycota; Eurotiomycetes; Eurotiales; Aspergillaceae. The coding region runs from base 1 to 210 and encodes 69 amino acids. The record is from RefSeq and is a predicted model, not a curated record. Gene Ontology annotation, biological process: microtubule nucleation by interphase microtubule organizing center; gamma-tubulin complex localization; mitotic spindle assembly.